GCCACUCUCGCUGCCGACAGUGACAGCCCUAUCGAAGGUCUGCUCGGCCCUCUCAAAUGUCAAGCCAGUCGUAGUCGCAGCCCUGAGUUGCUGAUUUUUUUUGUUUUUGUUAAGUUUGGUUCGCUUAUGGCUCUCACCGGCGCGCCUCAACUCAGUCGUGGACUGCUCUCAUCGCCGUCGCUCACUCACGUUCGCUUCUUGUCGGCGUUUUUCUGCUUUGUCUCUGUUCUCUCUCUCUUUCUCGUAGCUUAGUCACUGUCACCGUUGGUGAGCCUCCAUCCCUCCACUGCUUUUUCAGUUUCAUUUUUGCGAGUUAAUUACUAAUUUUCUGGAUUUAAUUAUGUUGAUUGUUGAUUGUUUUUUUCUGGGUUAAUUAGUUGUUUUCUGAGUUAAUUUUCUUCGUUGUUCAUUGUUGUUAACAGGGAUGGAUUGAUGUUGUUUUGUUCUGUUAAUUAUUAUUAGUUAUUGGUAAUUUUCUGAGUUAUUUUUGUGCUAUUUUUUAAAAUUCUGAGUUAAUUUACUAGUUGUUGGCUUGUUUCCGAGUAAAAUUAGUUAAACUUAAAAACUUGGUUUGUUAUAUUGAUUCUGAUUUCUGAGUUUUGUUAAGUUUGCUGGUAAUACUUUGCUGAGUUGUUGAUAAUACUUUGCUGGGAAUGAAUGUGUCAAUAUACAAUUGAGAUACUUUGUGCUCUUCAACUGGAUCUAGCUCUGAUUUGAUACUGGAAGAAGAGUUUUCAGUUGAAAUCCCGGACGAGAAAACUGAUAAGCUUGCUCGCUGUGCCAAUGUUGCGAAAUACAUAGCCUCAGGCUCAGCUAAAGUGGACUAGAAAAUUGUUGAAAAGCCCUGAAACUUCACUCCAUUAUUCUUUUGGGGAUGUAGAAUUCUAAGUUAUAUGAACUGUGUUAAGUUUGCUUAGUAGCAUAUAUGACUUAAUGUUAGUUUCCUUAACAGUGUGCUUUAUAUGGGAAUGUCUUAAUUGGGUUGAAGAAUACCAAAUAAUUGAUCUUAGCUAAUAUUGAACACUUGUGUUAGUUUACUUGGUGAUGAUUAUGAUCUUUGCUUUUUUUGUUUUUUUGGUUUUUGGAUGCUGAGAAGUUUUUGGAUUUUAAGUUUUUGUUGAAUACUUGAUUAGUAUUGAGAAUAUAAAUGUAAUAGAACAAGAUUUAGUUUAAGAAAGAGUGAAAGAAGAGCAGGUAAACUCUUGAUUAUUAGUUAGUUAUUCUGUUUCAGGUCAAUAGCUUUCAUAUAUAUAGUGUGCAUACUCUGUAUUUGGAAGUGUGAUUCAAUUUUUAGUUCAAAAUAAUAUGAUCAAUGUGUAUUGAUUCUCAAUAAUUAUGUUCUCAAUUUCAAGUCUUUGAAUUCAUUCCUUUGUUUUUUAUAUCACAAAAAUUCUUCUCUUUUACUAUGAAUUCUUAAUGAUAAAAUAUGAACACAUAAUGUGAAAUGGUAAAUUUUAAAAUUUUAUUAGUUUAGAAAAUAUUAAAUUUGAAUAUUUAAAAUUGUAUAUUAAAUUUUUAAUGAUUUUAUUGUAUUUAAUUAAACCGGUUUGACUCCGGUUAGACCAUUGAACCAUUAAACCAGUUACUUGACCGGUUCAAUGGCCGGUUCGGUUCUCGCAACCUUGGAUUUGAGUGAUUUCUGAAUGUGAAAUCAUUGAUUUUAUGUUGUUAUGCUGCUGCUGUUUUUUAAUUUUUGUUGCUGAUUGUUCUUGAUUUCUGAAUGUGAAAUCAUUGAUUUUGUGUUGUUAUGCUGUUGCUGCUAUUUUUUAGGGUGAUUAUUUGUUGCUGUUUUUUAAUUUUUGCUGCUGAUUGUUCUUGAUUUCUGGCUCUGUUAUGCACUUAUGCUGUUGGUGUUUUUGAUUGGGAUUAUGAGAGCUGCUGUUUGUGGUUCUGUGUGGUGCUGCUGCUUUGUGUUUUUGUAAAAUUUGUAGAUGAUUAUUUGAUUAUUCAGCUCAGGGUUGUGUGUUUUGUCAAUUAGUCUGACUUUAAUAUUAAUUAAGUGCUUUAUAGUUGUAUUUCCUUUUUAAAAUUUCUUUUCCAAUUUUGUAUUAUAGUGGAAAUUGGGAUGGAUUCUACAUUCUAGUACUUCACUCGUUAAUUGUUUCUGUAAAAAAUAAUUCAUACUAUCAAAUUUACUUAGUAAACUGUGCAAUGAACACAUUUUUAAGGUAAGAAAAAUAAAUUGAAGGGUGGGGGCGUGGGGCUAACGAGGCAUAAAGGUCCUUUAAUUCAAUUUUGAAAAGGAUUUUACUCUUUUUUGUCUGCUUCAAGUGUGUGGAGGGCUGGCGGGAAGAAAUGGUCCUGGGAAUUGGAUGGACAACAACUCUUUUUUAUAGGGAUGGGGAAGAGAAGGUGCUUCUUUUGUCUCUUGGUAUUGGUGUGAAUUGUCUUCUAUGCUUGCAAGCAUGUGUAUCAGUGUAUUUGUUGUGGGGAGCAUCGUGUCUGACACAAAAAUAAGUGCAGAACAUGGUUCCCAAGAGAAGCUUCACAUUGUGUUAACUGUUUUGUGGUUUGUGUUUUGUGCUUUAGGCUUUAGCUGAUGGGAGAGUAAUACUAAUAUGCUGCUGUUGUGUUGUGCAAUUUUGUGACUUAAUUAUGCUCAGAUAGUUAGAUUAGAUUGUGAUUGUUUUGAUAAUUUAUUGACUUAGUUAUGCUCAGAUACUAAUAUUUUAGGAUGUUUAUUUAUAAUUUAUUUAUUAUUUUAUUCUAAAAUGGUUUUUCUGAUUAAACCACAAUUGGAUCGAUUGAAUCAAUGAAUCAGUGACUAGAAUGGUUCAACGACCGGUCUGAUUCUCAGAACCUUGAUCCAUACCAUAGAACUUCCCAAACAAAAAUACCCCGUACAACUACUACACAUUUCAAACUCAAACCCCAUUCUCUGAGAAUGUAUUCAGUAUUUCUAUUCUCGGUGGUCGCUCUCUUCUUUCUCCAUCAUCACUCCCAUCUCUUCACUGCGCCCGCUGCUAUGUAAUGUCUCUCCACCGAGGCUGCGACCUUUGAGCUCGUCGCCGAUCUACUCUUCUCUCCCUCUUUCCGCACACUGCCUGAAAGCUCUGCUUCCGGCAUCGUGACCAACACGGCCUCCUUCAGAAACCUAGGUAGCAAAACAAUCUCAGGCAAUAAGGAUAAUCAUGGAGUAGAAUUGAAUUUCAUAAAGUAUCAUGUUGUAUGCAAUGAGGUAUGCAGUCCCCAAACUCAUUCGCUUUCUUCUGCCAUCAUCUACUUUUUUGCCAUAUGUCCAACAUACAAGGCUAUGUCUUCAUUCACAGCGGCUACCAUCACGAAAUGCCUACAAAUUUGAUAGUGUUCAUGAUGUUGUAGCUUUAUUUAAUUGCAUGGUUGAUAUGCAUCCGCAGCCAUCGAUUGUGGAAUUGACCAAAAUCUUGGGAACGAUUGUAAAGAUGAAACAUUAUACCACAGCUAUUUAUCUUUAUACCCAGAUGGAGUCAAAGGGCAUCCUACCAUUUACUGUUACUUUGAACAUCUUGAUCAAUUGUUAUUGCCAUGUAGGCCAAACAGGUUUUGCUUUCUCGGUAAUGAGCAAGUUUAUUAAGUGGGGUUUUCGGCCAAGUGCUGUAACUUGGACUACACUAAUGAAGGGGUUGUCUCUUAAUGGUAAAAUGUCGGAUGCACUAUAUAUUCAUGGUAAAAUUAUUCCCAAAGGAUUUCGGUUUGAUGAAGUUAUGUACGGAACCUUAAUCAAUGGUCUGUUUAAGACGGGAGAAACAAGAUUUGCUAAUCAAAUGCUUCGACAAAUGGAGAGUCACUUUGUUAGGCUAAAUCUUGUAAUGUACAAUAUUGUUGUUGAUGGUUUGUGCAAACAUGGACGGUUGAAUGAUGCACUGGAUUUGUAUUCUAAAAUGCCUGAUCAAGGAAUUUCCCCCGAUAUUGUCACUUACAGUUCAUUAAUCUAUGGUUUCUGUCGUGUGGGCAAAUGGAAAGAAGCUGGAUUAUUGCUGAAUGAGAUUGUUGUUAAAAACAUUAGCCUAGAUGUGUAUACCUUUAACAUAAUAAUUGAUGCAUUAUGCAAAGAAGGGAUGCUAUUGCAAGCCCAAGUUAUGUGCGACGUGAUGAUUGAAAGAGGUCAACAACCAGACAUUAUUACUUACACAAUUUUGAUGGAUGGAUAUUGUAGGAACAAUGAAGUUGAUAAGGCAAGAAACUUAUUUGAUAUGGUAAUUGAAAGGGGUUUUGUGCCUGAUGUUUGGAGUUAUAACAUCUUGAUUAAAGGUUAUGUCAAGAUCAAAAGAGUGGAUGAAGCCUUGAGUUUGAUGAAAAGUAAGAAUAUAGUUCCAAACAUUAUAACUAACAAUUCUCUAGUUGAUGGCUUGUGCAAAGCCGGUAGAAUCUCGCAUGCAUGGGAGAUUGUUACAAAAAUGCAUUAUUGUGGUCAACCAUCCCCUGAUGUAAACACUUACAAUAUAUUUUUAGAUUACUUAUGCAAAAACCAGCAUCUUGAUGAGGCAAUUAAAUUAUUUAAAAGACUCAUGUAUGAAAGAAGUUUUGUUCCAAAUGUUUGGAGUUACAAUAUCUUGAUCCGUGGUUAUUGCCAAAGUAAAAGAUUAGAUGAAGCCAAGAUUCUUUUCCAAGAUAUGCGUCUCAAGAAUUUGGAUCCAAAUAUUGUAACUUACAAUAUAUUGUUACAGGCUUUAUGCGACACGCAGCAACUUGGCAAGGCAAUUACACUAUUAAACCAAAUUGUUGACGAUGAUAUCUGUCCGAAUUUAUGCACAUACAAAAUACUUAUACAUGGUUUAUAGAAUUGUGGACAGAAGAUUUUUCAAGCCUUUUUUCAUUAGAGGAAAUCAUGCAGAUGUCAAGAACAUAUUCAAUCAGCUUUGUCAAGGUGGAUUAUCAGAAUAGGGAAGCUCUUGAUUUACAAUUGGAAGAUAAUCACAAUCUCUCUAAUGCUGUAGCUUCUAGAGAAAAGAAAAAGGACGAUGCACAAACUUUUCUGGAAAUGAUCAUUAGAUGGAUGGCAAGCAAUAAGGUCAGUUGUUUUAGUUUCCAAGUUGAUUUCUGAAAUUACCUACAUGGUUGGAAAGCUUUUUCUUUGGGUUGUAGAUAUUGGACUAGCUGUCUGACCGUUGUUGAAGUUGAUCUGAUCAAAUCAUAUGUUUAUUCUGUUCAUUUUGUUUAUCCUUCUGGUUGUUGAUAACUUUUUGAGUCCAGACCUGACUCUGUUGCUGUUUAUCCUUUCGGACGGUAGUAGCAACAAAGUCAUGCAAAAGCCAUUGGAAAAGGAAAGUGAAAAAAACUUACCGAGA
Messenger RNA from Arachis ipaensis, 5267 nucleotides. NCBI's taxonomy places the organism in Eukaryota, Viridiplantae, Streptophyta, Magnoliopsida, Fabales, Fabaceae. The record is from RefSeq and is a predicted model, not a curated record.